CUUCAGUACACAGAGGAGAAGCUUGGCCAGGCAGAAAAGACUGAGUUAGAUGCGCAUCUGGAGAACCUGAUCGCUCGAGCAGACUGCACCAAAAACUGGACCGAAAAGAUCUUCAGACAGACCGAGGUGCUGCUUCAACCCAACCCAAUUGACCAAACUGGUGCCCGUAUUGAAGAGUUCUUCUAUGAGAAAUUAGACCGAAAGAUCCCAUCCAGAACCACCAAUGCAGAGCUGCUGGGACAGUAUAUGCAGGAUGCUGCAAAGGAAUUUGGACCAGGAACUCCAUAUGGCAGUACUUUGAUCACUGUUGGAGAGUUCCAGAAGAGGUUAGGUGGAGCAGAGCGGGAUUUCUUACAUACAUCAGCCAUCAAUUUCCUCACACCUCUGAGGAACUUUCUAGAGGGUGACUGGAAAACUAUUUCGAAAGAGAGAAGACUGCUUGAGAACCGGCGCCUUGACCUAGAUGUUUGCAAAGCUCGACUCAAGAAAGCAAAGUCAGCAGAGGCCAAGGCUGCUGUAAGGUUUAUUUACACUUAUUCAAUCAUCAUCACAUACCUCAUGUUUAUUUUUAUGGCCCUACCACCCACUUAUUAUCAUGAAGCACUUCAAUCGCUCCAGCGGCCUCGUUCCCCUCAACGGCUUUCGUAA
Molecule: messenger RNA, 648 nt
Organism: Pimephales promelas (fathead minnow)
Lineage: Eukaryota; Metazoa; Chordata; Actinopteri; Cypriniformes; Leuciscidae
Source: RefSeq, a predicted model, not a curated record